Humulus lupulus (European hop) is the source of this 1401-nucleotide messenger RNA. RefSeq lists its product as uncharacterized. The transcript is spliced from 2 exons. The coding region runs from base 1 to 1401 and encodes 466 amino acids. NCBI's taxonomy places the organism in Eukaryota, Viridiplantae, Streptophyta, Magnoliopsida, Rosales, Cannabaceae. The record is from RefSeq and is a predicted model, not a curated record.
AUGGACAAGAGUUGGAUAACAAAGGACAUACUUUCAAAAGAGUAUGAAGAGGGAGUCGACGGCUUUAUUAAGUUAGCGUUAGAAAAUACAACAGAUCCUUCCAGAGUUCAUUGUCACUGUAGAAAAUGUUCAAAUUUGAAAAAAUUAGACAUAAUGGAGAUAAAAAGUCAUCUAUACUUUAAUGGAAUGGACCAAACAUAUGUCAAGUGGAUUUGGCAUGGAGAAGAAUAUGACUCUAACUAUAAUGUUCCCAGUGAAAGAAAGCAAUUUGAUCAAGUAUUUGAUGACCCUAUAGAGAUGGUGAGAGAUAUAGAUGAACGUUUUGUUGAUAAGCCUGAAGAAAUUUUGAAAUUUUUAGAAGAUGCAGAGAAACCAAUAUUCUCGGGGGCACCUUUGUCAAAAUUGGUUGUUUUAGUAAAACUAUACAACUUGAAAGCUGGAAUGGAGUAUAGCAAGAUUCACGCUUGUCCAAAUGAUUGCAUUCUAUAUCGAAAUCAAAAUGAAAGUGCAACUGAGUGCCCCAUAUGUAAAACAUCUAGAUGGAAAAAAAAUAAGAACAACAAAGAAUGUAAGAAAGGGAUUCCAGCAAAAGUAUUGUUGUAUUUGCCGCCAAUACCUAGGUUUAUACGUUUCUUUCGAAAUCCUGAACAUGUUGAAAGUCUGCGAUGGCAUGAGGAUGGAAGGAUCAAAGAUGACAAAUUGCGCCAUCCAGCUGAUUCCCCAGCUUGGAAAGAAGUGGAUGAACUAUGGCCUCAAAUAAGAGAGGAUCCUAGAAACCUUCGACUUGGUCUUUCUACUGAUGGCAUCAAUCCAUUCAGCAAUAUGAGCUCAUCUUACAGUUGUUGGCCAGUGAUUCUAUGUAUUUACAAUCUUCCUCCUUUGUUGUGUAUGAAAAGAAGAUUCACAAUGUUAACUUUGUUGAUAUCAGGUCCCAAGCAACAUGGAAAUGAUAUAGAUAUCUAUUUAGCACCUUUGAUAGAUGACUUGAAGGUGUUGUGGAACGGAAUUGAUUGUUAUGAUUCUUUUAAAGAAGAAAAUUUUAUACUUAGAAGUGUACUCUUAUGGACAAUCAAUGAUUUUCCUGCUUAUGGUAAUUUAUCAGGAUGUUUUGUGAAAGGAUAUAAAGAAUGUCCAAUAUGCGGUGAACAAACAAGCGCCACAAGAUUAGAACAUUGUAGGAAGAUGUGUUAUAUGGGUCAUAGAAGGUUUCUACUAGAAAAGCAUUAUUACCGGAAGCAAAAAUUAGCAUUUAAUGGUGAGCAAGAGUUGCGAGAAGCGCCUACACCAAUGACUGGAGAAGCUAUCUACGAAGAGAUUCGUUUUGUUGAAAAUAAAUUUGGUAAGCCUGUGGAAAAUGUCGAUGAAAAUGUAGAGACAGGGGAAAAAGAAAGGCAAAUGUAA